CGGUCACACACGGACUGUGCCGCCCCAGAUCGAGGCUGGAGACGGAGCGAGGCUGAAGAGGAGCGUGUGUCCAGUCAAACAUGGCGUCCAGUGGACUUGUCCUCUCGUGUCUUUUCUUCAUUUCACUUGCACUUGGAGCAAAAAGUGGUUUUGUGAAAGUCGUUUGUCAGAAGUCUGAGGUUGUGGCUCAGUUUGGCUCGAACACGCUGCUGGACUGUGUCGUCCGACCUAAUGACGCCAGUGACUCAGUUCAAAUUAAAAAGGUGACAUGGAAAUUAAAUGGAGAGCCUGUGCUCGAGCUCAGAGGAGAAGAAAAACUUCAUACACCUGGAUUUCAGUUUGCUUCGGGUCCUUUCACUGCCUCAAACAUGAACGUGUCUCUGCUCAUCACUAACACUAAUUGGUCACAUGUCGGAGAAUAUCAGUGUGAUGUAGUGACAGACAUCGGAGACGAUAAAAAGGAAGUGCAUCUGGACGUCAGAGCAAACUACAGCAAACCACAGAUUAAAUCUGAUCCUGAGAAAAUAAACCCUGAUAAGAGCUUCACUUUGACCUGCACGGCCCUCGGUGGCUUCCCUAAAGGUGACAUUCGCUGGGUGGUGGGUGACCUUCCCUGGAAAAAUAACCCUGAAGUGAAAGUUGAAAAGAACCAAAAUGGCCUCUUCGAUCUGACGAGCACACUACCUUUUGGACCCAACACACAAUUCGGAAAAUCUGUGUGUGAGGUGUACAACGCCAAAGGAGAGAAAGAAGGUGAAGGAGGAUUUGACAUCGUAGUCAGUGGUGAAACUGCAGGAGAAAAGCUCGAUGAGAAUUCCUAUAGCAACUUAGUGACUCCAGUCGUGGUCAUUGUUUUAUUGAUCGUUCUACUUGGGGCAGUUCUGCUUUGGCGAAGGAGGCCACAAAAGGCUCGACGGCUCUCUGCAGCUCCUCUGAUGAGUGAGAAGCCUGUUAUCAAUCCUGAUGAAGCUGAUCAAAUGGUUUAGACACGACCCUGGAAUGAGGCUUUACUGUAAUUUAGAAGAACAAAGACGAAUGUUUGUAAAGCAACACUCAGACCUUUCCCUUUUCUCCUCCUGGGAAACAGACUGUGCUCUGGAGCUACUCGCACAAAUAAACACUUCCUUAUUUGACUCUAUGUAUCAUACUCUCUGAAUGGGUCAAAGGUCACUGUCGCUAAAGGAAGCUCUUCAUCAUUGAUUUGAUAAAGUUAAUAUGUCGCGUUUGUCUGUGUUCGUGUAAAUAUGUACUUUUAAGAGCUUAAAAUAUGUCACUGGUGUUUCAUCCAUGAAUCUGCUGCACUAAAUGAAGCUUUUUAAAAAAAUAAUACCUACUGCUUUUGACUGAAAAUGUGACUUAUGAGAAUAUUUUGGAAGUAUCAGCUAUUUUCCAGUGUGCAGAUUUAUUCACAAACUGUACUUCAUACUGUUUAAAUGUUACUGUUCGACUGUGUACUUUGGAGCCAUGGCGUUUUGUGCAGUGACAGGAUUUCUGGUAUUUUAUAGGACACUGUAGGUCAGUUGUGACAUGAGUGAAUUCCAGUACUGUGCUAUAUUUUUAAUGUGCCUUUAUUUCAAGAUGAAUUUGUGUAGCCAAGAGUAAAUAUUAAGUCUGUUAGUCCAGAUUCAAUUCAGUCCAAGCCAAAUACAAUUCAAACUGAAAAGCUUUUAUAAUUACAUUUAAUUAGAGGCUGUGUCUCAUUGUGAAACUCCCCUCUCAGGUUUCUGUUCCUGGUUUAAUCUUUUUUUUUUUUAUCCUGUUUUUAUAAGUUUGGGUAACCACUGCUUGUAUCUGCCAAACCAAGGUCUAAUAUGGAAGGAACAUUGUCUGCAUUGUGUUUAAUUCACUUUUUUAUACAGGUUUUGUGUGCCAAUAAUUGUUGUAUAUGUUGCAUAGAGUUUAUUUUUAACUUUGCAUAUGGUUUGUGUAUUUGUGAUCCAUGGCCAUUAAAGGAUUUUUAAUAAAACUAAAUAAAA
Messenger RNA from Periophthalmus magnuspinnatus, 1976 nucleotides. RefSeq lists its product as uncharacterized. Gene Ontology annotation, cellular component: external side of plasma membrane. Gene Ontology annotation, biological process: cellular response to lipopolysaccharide; positive regulation of T cell proliferation; T cell costimulation. The coding region runs from base 81 to 986 and encodes 301 amino acids. The record is from RefSeq and is a predicted model, not a curated record. Lineage: Eukaryota; Metazoa; Chordata; Actinopteri; Gobiiformes; Gobiidae. The transcript has 8 exons.